UCCUUGGUGGCACUCACCUGGGUCAUUGCCUGACUCUUUUAACAGGUGCACCCUUGUUCUGUUCUAGGAUCUUGACACAGACCCUUCAUGGAGUGAAGUUUUCCUGUAGUCUCAUUCACGCCAGUAUUUUAUGUGCGACAUUUUCAAAAAUUAUGUGAAGAUACAUUUUUAAAGAAAAUUUAUUCCUCUGUGAUGGAGAGGUAUGAAAAAAUUGGGAAAAUUGGUGAAGGAUCCUAUGGAGUCGUUUUCAAGUGCAGGAACAGAGACACAGGCCAGGUGGUGGCCAUCAAGAGGUUUCUGGAAUCAGAGGAUGACCCUGUCAUUAAGAAAAUUGCCCUUCGAGAAAUCCGUAUGCUCAAGCAGCUCAAGCACCCUAAUCUUGUCAACCUUAUUGAAGUCUUCAGGAGGAAGCGGAAACUUCACCUGGUAUUUGAGUAUUGUGACCAUACUGUUCUUCAUGAGUUGGACAGAUACCAAAGAGGGGUACCAGAACAUCUUGUGAAGAGCAUAACUUGGCAGACACUGCAGGCUGUGAAUUUUUGCCAUAAACACAACUGCAUACAUAGAGAUGUGAAACCAGAAAAUAUCCUCAUCACAAAACAUUCAGUGAUUAAACUUUGUGACUUUGGAUUUGCCCGACUUUUGACUGGGCCAAGUGACUACUAUACUGACUAUGUGGCUACCAGGUGGUACCGCUCCCCAGAGCUGUUGGUGGGGGACACCCAGUAUGGCCCUCCAGUUGAUGUUUGGGCAAUUGGCUGUGUCUUUGCUGAGCUGCUUUUAGGGGCUCCUAUCUGGCCGGGGAAGUCAGAUGUGGACCAGCUCUACCUGAUUCAGAAAACCUUGGGAGAUCUCAUUCCUAGGCACCAACAAGUAUUUAGCACAAAUCAGUACUUCAGUGGGGUGAAAAUACCAGACCCUGGAGAUAUGGAACCACUUGAAUUAAAACUUCCAAACAUCUCUUAUCCUGCCAUGGGACUCUUAAAGGGCUGUCUCCAGAUGAAUCCUGCUGAGAGAUUGACAUGUGAACAGCUGUUGCAGCAUCCAUAUUUUGACAGCAUUAGAGAAAAAAGGAAUUCAGUGGAAGAUCAUGACAAACCGACAAGGAAGACCCUGAGACCAAGUCGAAAACAUCUUCCUGGGGUAAAAAUGGGGCACGACUUUACUGAUUCAAUUAUGUACCUACCUCAGCUGACUAACAGCACCAUUCUUCCAGCUCUGGAUACCAAGAAGUACUGCUAUCAUAACAAGAAACUUAACUACCAUUUUCCAAAUAUUUGAGACUAGUGAUAAAAGAAUUGAUCAGUAAUGUUAAAAAAUAAGACAUGCAUUUGAAUGAAAACAAUCACAGUUUUGAAAAAGCAUCAAAAGAAAACAAAGUAAUACACUUGGCAAAACAUAAAGGGAAAUUCCAGCUGCAGUCUUCCAUACUUGAUGCUGGUGACCAGAACAGAAAGGAAAAACCUAUUUGGAUUUUCACUUGUAUUUCUGUUGUAUCUAAGUUACUUAGUUUAUAGGCAGAAUAUAAAUUGUAUCCACUGCCCUUGCCUCUGGCAAAACUACAGAUGUAAAAAAGAUUUAUGCUUCAGAUCUCUCCUUGGUUAUCUCCUGCUUUUUCAGAUUGUGCAUCAUAAGGGGAGUUUUUGUUCUUGAAACCAAAAACACUUUCUGCUUGUUUUCUUUUGAUUUUCAUAUUUCAUAACAUUUUUGGAAUAUAUGAGUUCAAAUAUUUAAAAUAACAGAUUCUCAUAAAUUAUACUGUAUUUAAAGUCAUGUUUUACUGUAUCUUCAAAACAUUUUUUUUCUGCACUCUGUUCAUUGCUAUGUUAAUUUUCUUCAUGAGGGCAUUUGCCCUCAUUUGUUUACUGCUAAGAAAUCUACCGAAUUCUGGAAUCUGUUAAAUUAUUUUGGCUAAUCUGGUUAAUUAAUGAUAUCGUAAGGUUUCCCAAUGUAUAUAGUUUCUUGGGUAGAACUAGUCAUGGGUCAAUUACUAGUUUUAGUAUUACCUAAUUUUUAUUAUGUAGCCUUGAUUCAGUAUCCAGAAAGGACAUCCAUUUCUGUGAAUAGUUUAUAUUCUGUGUUUUUCUUUAUGUCCUUGACAUAUGACUAUAAUUACCUAACUUAUCUAGUAUUUUUACAGAAAAUCAAUCAAGAUAGAAAAAGUAUUCCUAGACUACCUUGAUUCACCACAGAGCAACCAAACAAGCCUGAGACAGAAUGGCUCAUUAUGUUCCUAAUUAUUUCUAAAUGUAUUUAUUCUUAUACUUAAUUUAACCAAAUCUGAAUCCUUUCUCAACAUAAAAUUAUUACUGUUUUACAUGUGACAGUAGUUCUACAACUUUGUUUUUUAUCUAUAGUUGUGUUAUGUGCUAUUUACUUAAGUUGGUUACCAUAAGAGUUUUUUCUAGGGGCCAAGUGGUGGCGUACCUGGUUAAGCGCACACAUUACAGUACACAAGGACCCAGGUUCAAGCCCCUGGUCCCCACCUGCAAGGGGAAAGUUUCACAAGUGGUGAAGCAGGACUGCAGGUGUCUCUCUGUCUCUCUCCAUCUUACUUCCCCCUCCCAUCUCAAUUUCUCUCUGUCUCUAUCCAAUAAUAAAUAAAUAAAUAUAUUUUUUAAAAAAAGAGUUUUUUCUACCAGAAUGCUACAGCACAGAAAAGUGAUUAUUUAAAAACUGUUUCCAGUCUAGGUUGUAUUCAACAGCUUUAUGUACAAAACAAACACACAGAAAUCCAGUAGCAUGGGGGUUGGGCGGUAGCGCAGCGGGUUAAGCCCACAUGGCACAAAGUGCAAGGACCAGCGUAGGAUCCUGAUUCGAACCCCCGGCUCCCCACCUGCAGGGGCAGCACUUCACAGGCAGUGAAGUAGGUCUGCAGGUAUCUAUCUUUCUCUCCCCCUCUCUGUCUUCCCCUCCUCUCUCCAUUUCUCUCUGUCCUAUCCAACAACGAACGACAUCAACAACAACAAUAAUAACCACAACAAGGACAACAAAAGGGGGGGAAAUGGCCUCUAAGAGCAGUGGAUUCAUGGUGCAGGCACUGAACCCCAGAAAUAACCCUGGAGGCAAAAAAAAAAAAAAGAAAUCCAGUAGCAAGCUGGCAUAUAACUAUCAGUAAUAGAAUCAGAGCCAUUCCAAGCAGGUAAAAAGGAAGACUUGUUUAAUCUACUUGUGAUAAUCUUUAUCACUGCUUUCCUAGUAUAAAUUAAAUUUUAUAAUUAUACUCAUUUUAAUGUCCAUGGAACUCCUUGAAAGCAUAGUAUACAAGAUAUCUGAGGAAACUGACAUGCAAAAUUUUCAAUUAGAGAAGUUUUUUAAUUUAAACAAGUAUAGAUGAUAGCUGUGUUGAUUUUUUUUUUUUCCUCCAGGGUUAUUGCUGGGCUCGGUGCCUGCACCAUGAAUCCACCGCUCCUGGAGGCCAUUUUCCCCCCUUUUUUGUUGCCCUAGUUGUUGCAGCCUCGUUGCGGUUAUUAUUGCCAUUGUUGACGUUGCUUUGUUGUUGGAUAGGACAGAGAGAAAUGGAGAGAGGAGGGGAAGACAGAGAGAGAGGGGAGAGAAAGAUAGACACCUGCAGACCUGCUUCACCGCCUGUGAAGCGAUUCCCCUGCAGGUGGGGAGCCGGGGGCUCGAACCGGGAUCCUUAUGCCGGUCCCUGCGCUUUGCGCCACGUGCGCUUAACCCACUGCGCCACCACCCGACUCCCAGCUGUGUUGAUUUUUACGAUUGUUCCCUAUUCUACUGCAAUCAUAAUACUUAAAUCAGUCAAGUGUGUACUUAUUAUUUUAACAAAACACCAGGCUGGGAGUCAGGUGGUAGCACAGUGGGUUAAGUGCACAUGGCGAGAAGCAUAAGGACCAGCGUAAGGAUCUGGGUUCGAGACCCGACUCCCCACCUUCAGGAGCGUGCUUCACAGGCAGUGAAGCAGGUCUACAGAUGUCUAUCUUUCUCUUCUCCUCUCUGUCUUCCCCUCCUCUCUCCAUUUCUCGCUGUCCUAUCCAACAAUGAUGACAUCAAUAACAACAACAAUAAAAACAAGGGCAUCAAAAGGGAAAAAAAUAAAUAUUAAAAAAAAAACACCAGGCUAAGUUUACAAAAUAAAUUUACUAGCAACUUUCAUUCUGAGAAAGACAUAUUAUAAAGAACAUAGGAAUACAGGAUUAUGAGAAAUGUAAGCAAAUGAUCUCAUUCAUAUUGGGAAGCUGACUUUUGGUCUGAUUCCAUCAAUGUCUCUGAUAUUGAGCUUUUCCAUAAUUGUGCAUUUAUAGUAAUAUGCUUCAAUAACUAAAAUUCUAUUUAAUACAAAAAUAUGCUGCACAUCUAAAUCACUAAGUCUAGUCAAGAGACAGUUAUGUAGCUAUGUAUGUAGUAUGUGGAAUGUUAUAAAAUUUGAAUUAAAAUGCUA
Molecule: messenger RNA, 4402 nt
Organism: Erinaceus europaeus (western European hedgehog)
Lineage: Eukaryota; Metazoa; Chordata; Mammalia; Eulipotyphla; Erinaceidae
Gene: CDKL1
Product: cyclin dependent kinase like 1
Exons: 9
Coding region: 193-1281 (362 amino acids)
Biological process (GO): protein phosphorylation
Cellular component (GO): nucleus
Molecular function (GO): cyclin-dependent protein serine/threonine kinase activity; ATP binding
Source: RefSeq, a predicted model, not a curated record